This is a messenger RNA of Bombus pyrosoma, 3647 nucleotides long. RefSeq lists its product as uncharacterized. The record is from RefSeq and is a predicted model, not a curated record. Gene Ontology annotation, molecular function: protein binding. NCBI's taxonomy places the organism in Eukaryota, Metazoa, Arthropoda, Insecta, Hymenoptera, Apidae. Bases 728 to 3496 code for a protein of 922 amino acids. Gene Ontology annotation, cellular component: extrinsic component of cytoplasmic side of plasma membrane. The transcript is spliced from 13 exons. Gene Ontology annotation, biological process: positive regulation of voltage-gated calcium channel activity; skeletal muscle contraction; positive regulation of protein localization to plasma membrane.
GCGUUCACCCCCACUCGUUGGCCGCGGGCUAUGUUACGCGUGGCGUCGACACGAGAGCAGUGAGUCAGUGGUGCGCGGGCCUUCGCGGCGCGAGGACGUGCGCUAUGUUGGUAUUUCCGGUGCGUAAACGCGCGUGCUCGUUCGUUUACCUCGUGUGAGUGCGUGUAAUAACAGAAAAACUAAUUUCAUCUCGACUGUUCCUCGAUAAUCGGACUUGGUCUAUCCUUCCACGUGCUGCUGGACUAAUUUUGUUAUCUUUUUUUUUAAUUUUCAUUUAGUUUCGCUGGUGUUCUCGAGCUUGUUGGGAAGAGUUGGAGCAAGAUUGGCAACGUUUCUUCAUUUGGCGACGGACCAACAACCAAGAUCUACCGAUGGCCAUCUAGCAGCCGAAUCUCCAGCGCACCACACUCUCAUAAAUACGCGUUGAAGCACCGAUUCACCAGGUUGGAGGGAAACUGCUGCCACGUCGUCACGAAGCUGCAAAGAAACGUAACGGCCGUAGAGACAUCGAGGGUGGCUCGCGUGCCAAGAAGAUGCGACUGUUCGCGUGGCCUGGCAGCGUGACUCGCGGCGGACUCAUAAACGAUGAAUUGGCGGGCAGCGAUGUUGGCUCAGCCGAGAAACGCGGCAGCAGCAGGAGCAGCAGCGGAGGAGGCAGCAGCCACGGCAGCCAGCGAACCGGCAGAUUGGACGCGCGAUCGGGCGAACGGCACACCAUCGGCUGGGCAUGUACGUCAUCUACCCGGCAGACGAGCUGUUGCGUAUCUAUGAGAACCCAGACCGUGAUCCUAGUCCAGUGUUGACCGGAGAUCGUCGGCCGAGUUGUCAGGUGACCGUGGUCGCUGUUAACAAGAGAAACGACCGCUCACUAGCACAAAGUUGGCUGGAUAGCUCGAAGAAGUGGAAGGAAAGGAGAAAGGAACGAGGACAGACACGUAGAAGAAAAGCGAGCCGUAACGAGGCUCCACGUAGCCACGAGGUCGCGAAGGGUACUCGUCGCGAACAACACGCCAGGACUAUGCAAAACAGUCGCGUUGGCGCCGGCGAGGAUGCCGCCAAUCCUUUCAAGGAUCUCACACAACCGGGGCUCAGCGAGCCGCUCAAGCAGCACAAUGCCGCCGCGCUCAAGCUCGUGCAGACCGUGUCAGAGUUCGCGCAGGAGCUGGGCGCGGCAAUGGAAAGCCACUCGGCAACCGUACGACGUCUUGUCGACGAGUUUCGCAGCCGAUCCGGAGACACCAGAGUUGAUUCCGGCGGGAUGCGUCGAGUUUGGGAAAGUUUACUGCGCCAGGUGCAAUCAGAUGCAGAAGCUCACUUAGAUCUGGCCGCGGUUCUCCAACAGCAGCUGUCUAGACCCACCUUGGAGGCCAGCUUCCAUCGAAAACUCCAGUCCAGGAAGGUGUUUGCUCAUCGCGAGGCCUACGAGCAGGUGGUGGCGAAGACCGAGGAGAAGCUGCAGCGUGCCCGCGCGGAUUACAAACGCGCCUACGCCUCUCUCUUAAUGAUAGAUGGCGGGAGCGAGCAGGAACUGAAACGCGCCUACUACGAGGCGCACAAUGCGUACGUUCUUCAAUUGAAAGCCACGAAUGCCAUCACGGAACGGUACCAGUCACAGUGCCUGCCUGGUCUGCUCGGUGAAAUAGCGGAAGUAUACGAGGAGUUAUGUGGAUUGGCUUGCAAAUGCGUGGCUGGAAUAUCGGAGGCAGCCGCGGAGAGGGCUGGGGAUCAAGCGAAACGUUAUCUAGCGGUAGCGAAAGAGGCCCAAGUCAUAACACCGCUAAAUGAUUUGCAAAUUUUGGCACGGAGCCUAUCAGCCACCGCGACGCCAUCGAAGAAGCCCUCCAGGCGGCUGUUCGUGGCGCCAGGUCCGCCAGAACAAAUACCCAUGGAGAGAAUCAGUCAAAUACCGUCGCUGAGGGACGAACUAGCACCAACAGGAACCAGUACUCUGCCCCUGAUGGAGGAUUUACGACGGGAGCACGAUAGCCUAGCUCAAGAGAUCACACGACUCCAGGACGCCUUGGAUACGUUGAUCCGCAUGCAACGAAAGAGCGCUGAAAGCAAUCUUUACACAAAAGUAGCCGAGCUCCAGGAAGACAUCUCUAUGAAGCGUUUCGAGCUAGGGGAGGCACAACUAUACCUCGCAGCCGUGCAAGCACAGAAGGAGCUGUUCGGGGCUGGAGAAGCCGGCCAACCGGAUGGGGUGAGCAGCCGGAAGAUGUCGAAUGGCUCGACCGGAAGUACCAAGCACAAAUGGUUGAAAGCGUUCAAGAGUUUGAAAACCAGCUCCCCGACGACUCCGCCAUCAACCGACAAGAAAAGUUUGGAGUCCGAGGGAGGCCACUCUUGGCGCGAGUACACUUAUCGAAAAAUCACUCCCUGCGAUGCGUGUGGCCAGGUGUUACGUGGCCAUAGUCGCCAGGGUGUCAGGUGUCGUGGCUGCAAAGCAAACGCUCACACCGACUGCAUCAAUAUGGUGCAGCCCGUCAUGUGUCCCAGCCUGGCGCCUAAAAAGAGCGGAGGGAUUCCCCUUCUUCGUCGACAGAAGACUCAGACUCAAGUGGACGACACCGCGGCCGCAGAGUACAACGUGGACGCCAUAUACCAGGUGCUGAAGCAGGCAGGCGAGAUCCGUGGAAACUCGACAAACUCACCACCUACGCCUCCCACAGCAGAUCAUCCUCCAGCACCUUCGUCAGCGAGGGCUUCCUCCCACCCUUGUUCCUCGUCCACCUCUGCGCCGCAUAGUCCACAACGUAGACGCGAGAGAUUGAACCUAAGGAUGAAGAGUCUCAGCUUGGAUUCUCCGGAGGGCACCGCUCAUGUUCGACAUCGUCCACGUGAUUACUAUACCGGCGGCCAAAGAGAGUCCACGCCACCCAGACAUUCUGACAGUGGAAGCAUCAACAGAUUAUCGCCAUGUAGUCCAGGCCAGAGCCACAGCGUCCACAAGCACAUUAGGGGGGCCAUCAGGAUGUCCAGCAUGGAGCUCCCAGAUGAAAAUGAAAAAUCGUACUCAUCGGCGAGCACCUCUCCUUGCCCCUCGCCGCACACUAACAAUCAGAAUCACGUGAAUCCACCUGGAAAACGUGUUCUGCCCCCUAAUAAUUUAUACGUGGUGCUGUACAACUUCGAGGCGCGACAUCGGGACGAGUUGGACUUGAAAGCUGGCUACAAAGUGACGGUAAUUGAUAAAUCAGAGAAGGACUGGUGGAAAGGGAAGUGUUUGGGCGGCCGAGUGGGUUACUUCCCCAGUGCAUACGUUAUGCGAGUGGAGUCUGGACAGAAGACACUUCAGGUCACUCGUAACUUACAAUUAACUGACCAGAUUACCCUACUACGUGACCAGAUCGUGAUUCAGGUUGGCGAGGAGGUAGAUGGCGUCGCGAUGGUUCGUUGCGCCGCGGACGUGAGAUCGGCGGACCACACGGGCAAAGAGGGCGAGGUGCUGUACAGGGAAACUUUAUGCCCCUUAAAGUAUCUUCAGGAGGUGUGACAACAGCCUCGCCAACCAGGCGAGCGCCAGAAUCGCGCGAACCUUCGCGAGCGAUUCUCCGCUUCAGCACGACGUAACGCGGUCGAGAAAUACUACGAUUGCCUACAGUGUGCCGAACAGUGUCGCCACGUGACCACUGUUGCCAACAACA